AUGAAACUAGAAACUUUAGUUAUGAAAAUAAUAGAAGCUAUUGAAACAGCUUCCCCAACUGUAAUAAUUUUCAAUGGUAAAAAAAUCAACAUAACUAAAAACUUUAUUGAUAAAUACAAAUAUUGUAAAGUCAGAGACUUGGAAAGAAUUAACGCGAACGCAAAGGAAGCGGCGGGUGCAGCAACUGGUCGAAUAGCUGCCAACGCAAAGAAAGCAGCUGAUACUAAAGCCGCUGAAGAACGCAGACAUAAUUUAAUAAUGGAAAAGGAAGCCAAAGGUUCAGGAGUGGGAGAUAUGAUAGGCACAAUAAAAGAAUUUGGAAACAGAUUUGGGGAAAAAAGCAAGAAAACUGUUAAACAAGGAUUAAAUAAAUUAGUAGAUAGUAUUGACACAGGAGAAGCCAAAGUCAAACAUAAGGGUUAUGGAAUAUUUUUAAAAAAAACAUACGCACUGGAAAAGGAUUAUUUCUUUCAAAGUAUAAAGGAGAAGGAGUGA
Molecule: messenger RNA, 495 nt
Organism: Lottia gigantea (owl limpet)
Lineage: Eukaryota; Metazoa; Mollusca; Gastropoda; Lottiidae
Exons: 2
Coding region: 1-495 (164 amino acids)
Source: RefSeq, a predicted model, not a curated record